Messenger RNA from Lolium rigidum, 728 nucleotides. RefSeq lists its product as uncharacterized. The coding region runs from base 50 to 514 and encodes 154 amino acids. The record is from RefSeq and is a predicted model, not a curated record. The transcript has 2 exons. NCBI's taxonomy places the organism in Eukaryota, Viridiplantae, Streptophyta, Magnoliopsida, Poales, Poaceae.
AAAGAUAAAUGAACUUCCAAACUUCUAUGUACUCAAAAGAUGGGAGAAGAUGUGCAAAAGAGAUAUUGUCUAUGAUGGAGAUGGAAAUCCACUUGAAGAUAACCCCAUUGACUGUAUUGACAUGGAUACAAGAAGAAAGAUCUCUGUUGCACGGAACAAAUUAGAAGAUCUCAUCCGGCAUGCGAAAAACUCAAGUGGAGGACUAGACUUGCUCAAUUCGGGUCUGUGUGAUCUGGAAUCAACUAUUUUCCAGUCUGCACUUGAUGUAGCUCGUACUUCACAAGAAGAACAAGAAUCAUUUGUUGGUAGCUCCUUCCCUACCCAAGUUGAUAUCCUAACACCUACAAAUAUCGACGCGAGGGGCACAUGCUCGAGAAUUAAGGGCCAUAGAGACAAGGAAAAUAAGGCACAACCAAAGAAAAAAUUAGGUGUUACUGUACGGGUGCCACGCAUUUGUGGCACAUGCAAGGAACUUGUGCUACAUGACAGUCGUAAAUGUCCGAAGAAAAAAUGAAAAUGUUUGACUUUUCGAGGUCCUUAAAUCACUGUAUAUAAUCUAGUAUUGGAUUGUUCGUCCCUGGACAUCUCAUGUUGUUGGCAGCUCUGUACUAUGUAGUGAGCUGAAAAACUGAUUCAAUGGACAUAGUAACCAAUCUAGCAUUUUAUGUGAUUUUUAUUUCGCCUAUGGAUUCUCCUAUAACUCUUCAAGUUGUAAAUUCAGUUAUGCA